GGACAAAACUUAUUUCCGUUAUCUGCGUUUGACACGUCAGUGUUUUUAAAUGUCCGAGAAUAAAAAGAUAGAAAUAAUGUGGAAAAUAUUAAUAUUUUGCUUGUUCUUUACGGUGAUAAAUAGUGCAGAAGUAGUAAAUAAAAAUGUUAUUAAUAGGAAAGUUGUGAGAUCCAUUGAUUUAAACUCACAAUUGGUAAAAAUUAGCGGAACAAUUACACUUGAAAAUGCCGGUAAAGAAGCGGUAGGAAAUUAUUUGAUUGGUUUUGAACGAGAUCUUCAAGGAAGCAUUGCAUAUAUAACAGUUCAAGAUUCAUUAAAAACACCUUUAAAAGCUGGAAGAGUAGCAGUUGUUGGAGCUGGUACAACUGAAGUUUUUUAUAAUGUUCAGUUAAAGAGUAACGUAGAACCUGGUAAAACAGCGACUAUUCUCUAUGAAGUUGUACUUACCAAAGCUCUUCCACCUUAUCCAAGUAGCAUAACUCAAAAAGAGAAACAGCUUGUCAGAUACUUUGGAAAUCAUUAUUUCUACUCUCCAUACUAUACAGAAUAUCAGAAGACUGAUGUUUUGGUAUCUUCAAGAGCUGUGGAAACUUACUCAAAACUAAAACCAGUGAGUCAAACUGAUUCAACAAUUUCUUACGGGCCAUAUGAGAAAGUUCCAGCAUAUUCUAUUGACCACAUGACUAUACACUAUGAGAACAAUGCUCCAUUUUUGACAGUUACUAGGUUGGAACGUACUAUUGAGGUGUCACACUGGGGAAAUAUUGCAAUAGAAGAAGCUAUUGAAAUCAAACAUACUGGAGCUAAAUUGAAAGGCCCCUUCUCAAGAUAUGAUUAUCAAAGAGAUACAAGCAGUAAUCAUCAUAGCAUUAAAAGUUACAAAACAGUUUUACCGGCUUUGGCUCAUAGUAUCUACUAUAGGGAUAUGAAUGGCAACAUUUCUACAUCUAGUGUCAAACCUAAAAAGGACUACAUCGAAUUAGAACUAAGGCCAAGAUUCCCUCUCUUUGGCGGCUGGCAAAGUUCUUAUAUAUUGGGAUAUAGUGUUCCAAGUUAUCCAUAUUUAUUCAGAAAAUCUAAUGGAGAGUUUGUUUUAAAUGUCCGUCUAUUAGAUCAUGUUUUUGAUGAUAUGGCGGUAGAGGAAUUGGAAACUAAUAUUGUUCUUCCUGUUGGUGUAUCUAAUAUCAAAGUAAAAACACCAUAUGAAGUUAAAAGAUUGCCUGAUGGAGUUGCAUAUAAAUAUUUGGACAAUAUUGGAAGGACCGUUAUUAGAGCAUCAAAGAGUAAUUUGGUCGAGCAGCAUAUUCAAGAUAUUGAAAUUACGUAUGGCUGGCCAUCCCAUAUGUUGCUACACGAACCAGUUUUGGUAUCCAUAGCUUUAUUCUUAACAUUUAUCAUUGUAAUAAUUUAUGUAAGAUUAGAUUUUUCAAUAAGAAAGCCUGAACAUGCUAAAAAAGACUAAAUGUAUUAGGUUUCUGCUUUUUUAUAUAUCAGUAGUGUUGCAAAUAAAUGUACCUAUUGAUAAUUAAGGCAUUUUAGUAAUUUCCUAUAAAAAAAGAAUUUGGCACCACUAUAAAAAUAUAUUUGACUACAGACAUACACC
Sitophilus oryzae (rice weevil) is the source of this 1603-nucleotide messenger RNA. RefSeq names its product dolichyl-diphosphooligosaccharide--protein glycosyltransferase subunit 1. The record is from RefSeq and is a predicted model, not a curated record. Gene Ontology annotation, cellular component: oligosaccharyltransferase complex; membrane. NCBI's taxonomy places the organism in Eukaryota, Metazoa, Arthropoda, Insecta, Coleoptera, Curculionidae. Bases 50 to 1462 code for a protein of 470 amino acids. The transcript is spliced from 6 exons.